GCUCCAGAGCGGCCGCUCGUCGCGCGCUCCCGAUACCAGUCCGCGUAAACCAUACCAACACGUAACAUACGAACAUCGAUGUUGGAAUUUCUAAAUAUUGUUUUAAAGUUUUUUGACUAAGUUGAGAGUUUUCGCAAUGUAUGUACCGAGGAUUACUUCGAUAAGUGCAUAGCGGCGCACUAUAUCGCGUUGAGGAUGACGCGAGCAUCAACGUCGCCGCCCCUGCGACUGCUGGAGCGGUUCGCAAAUAGUACGCCAGCCCCGACCACUACAACCACCAGCACCAAUGUCGCCCCCUCCGUGCCGAAGCCCAGCGCCAACAACAAGAGGCCCACGCCCAUCAUUAUUUAUCCCACAGUGACACCGGAAUCGAUAGUAGUGCCGAUUGUAUCGUGUAUAUUCGGCUUUCCAUUGUUAGCGCUCACCGUUAUCUGCUGCUUGAGGAGAAGGGCCAAAAUGGCAAGAGAGCGAGCGAGGCGGCGAAAUUGUGAAUUGGAUCGUGGGGAACUGUCAGUGGUAAAGAUGUCUCCGGUGAAGACGAAGCCGCGACCUGUCAGCCUGAUACGUUCGCCAAGACCUCCGCCAACUCUCGAACUUGACACCGUGCUUGAGGAACGAUCCGACCCUGAACAGACUACACUCUCACAGGUGGAGGUGACGCCAGAUCGUGAAGUGGGCACGAUACUGUUUGGUGCUGUGGGUGCUAUGGGUACGGCAGCGGCAGCGGCGAUGUGCAAUCGGGACAGCUAGCGGCGGGGCUCGGUGCAGCCCGGCGCGCGCUCGCCGCUCUGGGCAGCACUCACGAGCCAACCCCUUGACGAAGACGACGCUGACGAUGACGAAACUGCUGGCGAGGAUAGCUAGCAAUUGGACGAGCGCUCCAUUGUCGACAUUGGCGAGCGCAUGAAAUUAUUCCUAGACAUCCCACUUAGAUUCUGAACUAUUGUAAAAAUGUGUCAAUCAUCACGUAAAUCACAUUGUCUGAUUACUACAUCUGUAUUUUAGUACCUACAUUAGCAAAAGGAAAUCCAACCUUGUAAUCAAUUACAUCGGCCAUGUUUGUGAAUAAAUAUUGAGUUUCAGUAUUCCGUGAAUCGAUUUCUCUUAGAAAACGUAUGAAGUGCGCACUUCAUUGUGUAGCUGAAGUGCCAAUGUACUGGUCACAUCUGCCCCAUAGAAAAUAACUGGACAUUGAAUGAGUUUCAGGUCGCGUACAAUAGAGCGUGAAAAACCGUAGCGGACUUUACUAAAAAUAGUGACACAGUAUUAAGAAAAAGGUUCAAUAGAAAUCUUAGACUUUGAAAGGCCUACGUAGGUUAUCUAGGUAUUAAUAACCACGAACUAAAUGACAAACGUUAAUCAUUCUCGCCAGACGGCUCUUUUGAGCAGAAUUUAACUUAAAAGUCAUGCUAAGAUUAAAUUAUUUACCAAGUCGUUCGGAUUAUUUUAAUUAUUUUAUGUCAUCAUUCUGUACUUAAAACUAAAAAGUUUAGUUAUUGCUUUUGUAAAAAGUGUUCUAGUCAGAACUCACAUUAUGUACUUAACUAUAGUGUAAUUUAGACCUAAUAGUUAGUUUAGUCAUGUAUAUAAUUUGAGCACUAAUUUUAAAAUAGCACGAAGUCUAGGCUUGUACUUGUGCAUAGCACAAUAUCAUGUAGGAUUAAAGUAAAUAUGAAUAUACAUACAUAAAAUUACGUAAUGAGACGAUGAAUUUAAAAUCGGAAAGAGUUAGAGUGUGCAUAUACAAUUGACUGUAUUUAAAAAAAGCGAAUUAGUUGAUUGAAAAGAGGCAGCUUAGGGCAGUUAGAAAAUAGAUGUUUUAAUAUUUAAUAUUAAGUAAAACUAUCAAAAUAACAUACCGAAGUUACAUAGGUAUUAUACACGAGACCAAUUGUGAAUUCUACCAACGUUCGUUAAAAUAAUAUAUGUAACAUAUUAGGUAAAUUAAACAUAGUACCUACAUAUAGUAUGCGAUUUACAUUUUUGUGUAAAAUAAUGAGAAAAACCGAAUUUUUUAUCCGUAGUAUUCAGCUUUGUAGCCUUUGUAAAUAUACCCGGUGUAAAAUUCAAUAAAGUAAUUCAAAUUACGAAGCCUUGUUUGGACUCGUGCAUUAACCGUCACACGUUAAAGGACUUUAUAUUCAGGUAAAUAAACACACUUUUUGUAUAGCAUUGUAAAAUUGAGCCGAAAGAAAAAAGGAGCUGUGAAUUUAUGGUAAAAUAAAAACUAAAACAUACUCAUUGCUCUCUUCUAUUUAUUUAUGCUCUUACGUAGAACAUCUGUGCCACUAACGGUACGGAAAAGCAAUAAAGGUAUUGAGUGUUGAAUAGAAAUAGAGAUAUAUACAUCGUAAUAAGAAAUAUGUAGUAAAACGGCAAGGAAAUAAUUUACUAACGAGAAAAUAUGACGACACUAAAAUUAUAUGAAAAUAUAUUACAACGCUAUCAUGCAAUGAAGCUCUUAUUGCUCAUAAUACGAUUUUAUAUGUAUUUAUCGAAUUGAUGUGACCAAUAUCUAUAAUAUUCAUUGCUAUUCUGUUGCUGUUAGUAUUUAAACUGGUUAAAUAAAUCCCGCAUUCAAAAUUAAAUUUUAUUUUAUGGUAUAAGCCGCUAAACGAGCAGACGGAUCACCUGAUG
Spodoptera litura is the source of this 2637-nucleotide messenger RNA. RefSeq lists its product as uncharacterized. NCBI's taxonomy places the organism in Eukaryota, Metazoa, Arthropoda, Insecta, Lepidoptera, Noctuidae. The record is from RefSeq and is a predicted model, not a curated record.